AUGUCCCCCCCUGGCUCGGCCGCGGGAGAGAGCGCCGGCGGUGGCGGCGGCGGCGGCGGCCCCGGGGUCCCGGAGGAGCCCACGGCGGCGGCGGCGGACGAGGGCCCCGCCCGAGAGGAGCAGCGUCCCAUCCAGCCCUCUUUCACCAAGUCCCUCUGCCGUGAGUCCCACUGGAAGUGCCUCCUGCUCUCGCUGCUCAUGUACGGCUGCCUGGGGGCAGUGGCCUGGUGCCACGUCACCACGGUGACGCGCCUCACCUUCAGCAGCGCCUACCAGGGCAACAGCCUCAUGUACCAUGACAGCCCCUGCUCCAACGGCUAUGUCUACAUCCCCCUGGCCUUCCUGCUCAUGUUGUACGCCGUCUACCUGGUGGAGUGUUGGCACUGCCAAGCCCGCCAUGAGCUGCAGCACCGUGUGGACGUGAGCAGUGUGCGGGAGCGUGUGGGCCGCAUGCAGCAGGCCACGCCCUGCAUCUGGUGGAAGGCCAUCAGCUACCACUAUGUCCGCCGCACCCGCCAGGUCACCCGGUACCGCAACGGAGACGCCUACACCACCACCCAGGUCUACCAUGAGCGCGUGAACACGCACGUGGCAGAGGCGGAGUUCGACUACGCGCGCUGCGGCGUCCGCGACGUGUCCAAGGCGCUGGUGGGGCUGGAGGGCGCGCCGGCCACGCGGCUGCGCUUCACCAAGUGCUUCAGCUUCGCCAGCGUGGAGGCGGAGAACGCGUACCUGUGCCAGCGCGCGCGCUUCUUCGCUGAGAACGAAGGCCUGGACGACUACAUGGAGGCGCGCGAGGGCAUGCACCUCAAGAACGUGGACUUCCGCGAGUUCAUGGUGGCCUUCCCGGACCCGGCCAGGCCGCCGUGGUACGCCUGCUCGUCGGCCUUCUGGGCGGCGGCGCUGCUCACGCUGUCGUGGCCGCUGCGCGUGCUGGCCGAGUACCGCACGGCCUACGCGCACUACCACGUGGAGAAGCUCUUCGGCCUGGAGGGCCCGGGCUCGGCGAGCAGCGCGGGCGGCGGCCUCAGCCCCAGCGACGAGCUGCUGCCCCCGCUCACCCACCGCCUGCCGCGGGUCAACACGGUGGACAGCACGGAGCUCGAGUGGCACAUCCGCUCCAACCAGCAGCUGGUGCCCAGCUACUCCGAGGCGGUGCUCAUGGACCUGGCGGGGCUGGGGGCGCGCUGCGGCGGGGCGGCGGGCGGCGGCUACGCGCCCUCGUGUCGCUACGGCGGGGUGGGCGGCCCGGGCGCGGCGGGCGUGGCCCCGUACCGGCGCAGCUGCGAGCACUGCCAGCGCGCGGUCAGCAGCUCGUCCAUCUUCUCGCGCAGCGCCCUGAGCAUCUGCGCCAGCCCGCGGGCCGGCCCGGCGCCUGGAGGGGGCGCGGGCUGCGCGGGCAGCCGCUUCUCGCUCGGCCGCCUCUACGGCUCCCGGCGCAGCUGCCUGUGGCGCAGCCGGAGCGGAAGCGUCAACGAGGCAAGCUGCCCCACGGAGCAGACGCGGCUGUCGAGCCAGGCCAGCAUGGGGGACGACGAGGACGAUGACGAGGAGGAGGCUGGGCCGCCGCCGCCCUACCACGACGCCCUCUAUUUCCCGGUCCUCAUCGUGCACCGGCAGGAGGGGUGUCUGGGCCACAGCCACCGGCCGCUGCACCGCCAUGGCUCCUGCGUAGAGACCUCACUGUGACCUCCGGCCCCUGGAGAGGCCCGCGCCGCCGCCCUCCCGCCUGCUCCUCACCGGCGUGUGCUCACUGCGUGAAGCAGGGCGAGUCACGAUGGUGACUGAGGCUGUGCUGGGGGGAGGGGACAGGGGAGGGAAGGGUGCACCCCGAUGGGGCUGAGCCCCCCGCCGUCCCUGUACAUAAAGAGACAGGUGGGAGGGGAUGGGCAGCUCCCUGAGAAACCUACCCUGUUAGAAUCCUCUCUUCAAGCCCCACCCCUUAGUUUCUAAGGGGAGACCUCCUUUCCCUACACGCACACUCGAGAUGUCCUGUCUGGCCUCUCAACGGAUCUUCUGACUGUUAUUUGGCAACUGCGCUGUGGCACCCACGUUGGGCCUCAUCUCGAGUGAGCGGCCCUCGCUGUGCAUGCAGCCGGGAGGUUUAGAGGCUGUGGGGAAGGGAACUUGGGGCUGUCCUUCCUCCUUUACCUCACCCCCUGGGGUCUCUGUCUGUUGAGGGGGUGGUGGUUUGGUGACCAGCAGGCUGGCUUCCAACCAGCUAAUGAAUUCAGUGGGUCUGAGGCUGGGGCCAGGUGUCAGCCCAAUACUGCAUUCCAACACCGUGGAAAUAUUGCUGUCCUCUUCUUGGCGCUGACCCCAAAGACUGGGGUUUCCUUUCUGUCACUCCCUCCACUGUUGUUUAUCUCACUGGGCCCCAGGAGUCUGGGUCCUGGAGGGACUGCGCUCACCAUGCAGACCUCACUGCAGGCUCCCUCGCUGGGAAGAGCUGUUGCCAGGGUGCAGGGGGAGGGGCAGGUGAAGUGUGGAGGGCUGCGGACCUCAGUCCUUUCUCUAAACCCUGCAGCCUCCCAGCAGCCUUCUCACCUGGGUUCUGGACAGGUACUCUUUAGAGAGUGACGUGCCACCCAGGCGGCACUCAUUAAAGCUGGCCAGGGUGAGUGACUAAGUGGAGAGAGCAUGAGAUAGACCUGGGUGACAAUGGGGAACUCUGGAAGCAGGGGGGUGGGCGAGGAGUCAAGGGCAGUGGAGGGUAGAGCAAAAGGCCCUCCAAAGGUGGGGUAUCUGUGAGGAGUGGCCUUUGCCUCCCCUAGACCUGUGGGGAGGAAUGGAGUGUGCUUGUCCCUCACACACGCCUCUGCAGGGCUGAGGACAUCACAAGCCCCAGCUGGAGAAAUACUCAGUUCCAGUGGCAGGCUCAGAGGCAGGCGUUCUCUAAAUCUUGCCUGUUCCCUCCAUCCUCCCCUAUCCCAAGGGCUGAAGCCCUGCUGUCUGUCCCAGGGUCUUCAAAGGGGAAUCCUGCCAGCACCCCAGGGAGCUGGCCCUAUGUUCUGUUCCCCCAAAGCUCUGACACCGCCUUCUCUCCCCAUGCCCACCCCCACCACCUCCGCCCUGACGUGCUUUGGUGUGCAUGUCCGUGAACAACCCCCCUACCCUCUGAACUCCCCUAGCUAAAGUUUUCCCAGCAGAUUUAGCACCCAGGGAUUGAGCUCACAUUUCAGGCUAGAGAGGAUAAUUCUUGGGCCACUCACCCCUGAUGCUUCUUAUGUCCCCUGAACCAUCAGAACUCCUCCCCCCCCUUCAGCCCCGCCCAUCUUCCUCCAGCCCAGCCAGGCCAGUGGGCGUGGCCUCCACCUAUGCAACAUCUCCUCUGGCUCCCCUUCCCUCCUUCCCAGGGGGAAUGUGAGGGGCCCAAAUUGGAGGGACAUCACGGCCUAUGGCUCAUCAGGGAGUUGAGCUUUACUUUCAUGUAGGGAUGGCUAAGUGAGGAGGGAGAGGAGGCCAGAGAGGAGGCUUAGGAAGCAGGAACAGCUGCCCACCAGGUUUUCCUGGGCAGCAGUGCCUACCUGCCUGCCAGCACUGAGUCUGCCUGGACCCUAAGUCUGUGCUCUUCUGGGGCCUGCAAUUUGGAGCACCCCUCUUUCCUCUGAACGGACAUCUGUGAGGUGCAGGUGGUUAGCUGUAGCCUCAGGCCCCAGUCCUUGGCCAGCUGGCACCUGGAUGUCAUGUCCGGUGUGAGGGCAGCCCCGCCACCUCAUGGCUCCAAGGAGGGAGGGACUUGGCUCCUUCUCCUUCAGGCCUGUUCCUGAAACAGAGCCUGGCUUUGGAAGCGGGGAAGGGGGGCCCCUGUUAUUAUUUUUGCCUGUAUUGACCAUUUCUGCCUAGGUCUUCUCACACAAACAGCCUCAACUCCCACACACGCACAGACUUAGAGAGAAACCAAUUCUUUGGUCUAUUUUCUUGGUAGCUUUAUUGAUUGCCAGGGAAAAUGAAAACCAGAAAAUUAAUUAAUCUCUAAAAUUAAACUUUACACUGAAUGUUCUUGUUUCUCUAAUUAGAACCUCUGCUAGCAGCUGUGGCUACUUACACACACUCACACACACCCUCACACCUACACGUUUGCACUCUGGAACUGUCAGAGGGUGUCAGGCACAGACAGACUCUAGGUUGCCCAGACAGACACACACAUGCAAGUCACUCCCAAGUCCCCUUUGGUGCUCUGCUCAGCGCCUGCUGGUUGGAAGGAGUCCCUGGAGGGCAGACACUCCUUGAUCCACCCUUUGGGGACACGGGUCUGGAGGUUCUGGGCCACUCAGCCCAAGGAGGGUGGGGGAUGGGGCUCAGCCUGAAUCCAUCAGGUCCUCUUGUGGCCCCAUAGGCUGAUGUGAUUCCUGUGGGUGUGGGCCCAGGUUGGGCAGCCACACAGCGAUGGGGACUCAUGGAGGGCACCUGGGAGGCUCCAUGUGUCCUGAGGACAAGGGCUUGUGGGGUGGGCUGGGCCUGGCUGGGGAGAAGACAGGUCUCUGUCAAUUGGGUGCAUCACACUGUGGCCUUUCUGUUGUGGAUUUCCAAGCGCAAAGAUUGUACAGAUCAAACUGGUGGACAAUAAAGUUGUGGAUGACUCACUGAC
Molecule: messenger RNA, 4591 nt
Organism: Propithecus coquereli (Coquerel's sifaka)
Lineage: Eukaryota; Metazoa; Chordata; Mammalia; Primates; Indriidae
Gene: TMEM151B
Product: transmembrane protein 151B
Exons: 3
Coding region: 1-1689 (562 amino acids)
Source: RefSeq, a predicted model, not a curated record